AGAGUUGUUCGUCCUAUGCAACAGGGAAUUCAAGACUAUUGAACGCUUCAAUGAUAUCCAAGGAUGAGAAACAGGUUGAGCAGAAAAACGUCGUGCCGCAGGUUCACGAAGAGGACGACGUGGAAGAGGAUGACGUUGUAGAUGACACUCCAGGCGCCGGAGAGGAGACAAAGAAAAAGAAGAAGAAGAAGAAGCCUAAGAAGAAGAAGGUGCAACAGUCAGAUCCCCCACGAGUUGGUCUGUCGAAGAUAUUCACGAGUGGUGUCUACCCAGAGGGGGAGUUACAGCCAUACAAGGACGACAACGCAUGGAGGACGACAUCCGAAGAGAAGCGCUACGACGAAAGAAUGGCAAUGGAAGAUCCAGAGAUCACGUACCAGAGCAUCCGUCGUGCCGCCGAAGUUCAUCGGCAGGUCCGACAAAGCGCGCGGAAACAUAUACGCCCCGGGAUGACCAUGACCGAAGUUGCAAACUUCAUCGAAGACGGCAGCCGUGCCCUUGUCGAGGAAACCGGAUUGGAGUCUGGCAUUGGUUUUCCGACUGGACUCAGCUUGAACCAUUGCGCUGCUCAUUACACACCAAAUGCUGGAGACAACAUUGUUCUUCAAAGUGGUGACGUUCUGAAGAUCGAUAUAGGAGUGCACGUAAAAGGACGCAUAGUUGAUUCUGCUUUCACGCUCAAUUUUGAGCCUACUUACGACAAGCUUAUUGAAGCAGUAAAAGCUGCUACUGAUACUGGUGUUAGGGAAUCUGGUAUUGAUGUGCGCUUGGGCGAAAUUGGAGCUGCCAUUCAAGAGACUAUGGAGUCGUACGAGGUUGAGGUCAAUGGAAAGACAUAUCCAGUCAAGUCGAUAGAAAACCUUAGUGGGCAUUCUAUAGGACUUUACCAGAUACAUGGCGGGAAAUCGGUUCAACUUGUGAAGAACGAUGAUCCGACGAAAAUGGAGGAGGGCGAAUAUUUUGCUAUUGAAACCUUCGGCUCGACGGGUCGUGGACGUGUGGUUGAGAGCGGCGAGUGCUCGCAUUACGCAAAAAUCAUCGACGCUCCCCGCGUCCCCCUGAGACUAACUUCUGCCAAGUCACUGCUCAAGUCAAUCAGCAGUAACUUCGGAACUCUUCCAUUUUGCCGACGGUACUUGGAUCGCAUUGGCGAAACCAAAUAUCUACUGGCGCUCAACAAUCUAGUGCAACAAGGAAUUGUUCAAGACUACCCGCCGCUCUGUGAUGCUAAGGGCUCCAUGACCGCGCAAUUCGAGCAUACAAUCCUUCUUCGACCCACCGUUAAAGAGGUUAUCAGUCGAGGCGAUGACUAUUAAGAUUAGUAAGAUACAACUUAUGCACAUCAAUCUUAUUUUCGCUCGUCAACUACCAAGGUCUCUCCAGCCGUUUUUUAGUCCAUGCUGAAAGCCUGACGCAGCCGAAGAGAGGGUGACACUGCUAGUGCACCGGUUCCAGGCGUGUCUGCUAAUUGUGAAGUUUUCUUGAACUCCUCGGACCGCUUGCGUCAAACAUAUUAGCUUUCUGUAGCGUGCGGGCCUUGGGGAGGAACCUUCGUGCCGAUGCAAUCGGCGCUUCAAACCGUGAUUUAUCAUCAUUGAUUGAGUCACGCCGAUUCGGAUCGGUCCGCGAGGGGUGCCCACUCCGCGGAUCACACCGGCGCCGAAGAUUCCGUUUGGGAGUCCAUUUAUGCAGAAACGGCCGGCCGGAGCUUGAAAAUGGCCGAUUGUUUCACCCCUUGUAUGACGCAGCCGCCAUGGGGCGGGCACUUA
This is a messenger RNA of Suillus clintonianus, 1769 nucleotides long. RefSeq names its product methionine aminopeptidase 2-like protein. The record is from RefSeq and is a predicted model, not a curated record. Gene Ontology annotation, biological process: proteolysis. The coding region runs from base 51 to 1316 and encodes 421 amino acids. Lineage: Eukaryota; Fungi; Basidiomycota; Agaricomycetes; Boletales; Suillaceae. The transcript has 10 exons. Gene Ontology annotation, molecular function: metalloaminopeptidase activity.